Molecule: messenger RNA, 1716 nt
Organism: Hevea brasiliensis (rubber tree)
Lineage: Eukaryota; Viridiplantae; Streptophyta; Magnoliopsida; Malpighiales; Euphorbiaceae
Product: COP9 signalosome complex subunit 1
Exons: 6
Coding region: 134-1435 (433 amino acids)
Cellular component (GO): COP9 signalosome
Source: RefSeq, a predicted model, not a curated record
CAAAACGGCGUCGAUGACUCUCCGAAACAAAUUUAGCUAGCGUGUACGGUCAGAUGGCAGGGAAAGCAAAAGAUCACUAAGCACUAAGCAGACUACAACACAAAGCCCUAUCCCCAAAUUCUCAGUCAUUGACAUGGAAGCCGACGACGAGAUUUAUGCGAACGGCGGCGACGGUCCUAGCCGUAAUAGGCCGAUUAUUAGUGGCGAGCAGCUCGACAUCGAAGCAUAUGCGGGUUUGUACACCGGGAGGACCAAAAUCACGCGCCUUCUGUUCAUAUCCGACCACUGCGACAAUCCUCCGAUGCAGUUGGAGGCGUUACGAAUGGCAUAUGACGAGAUCAAGAAGGGAGAGAACACGCAGCUGUUUCGUGAAGUUGUGCAGAAAAUUGAUGGGAGACUUGGGCCUAAUUACGCCAUGGAUAGCGCAUGGUGCGAGACGGUCGAUCGUAGAGCCGAGCAGAGGAAGGAGAGGCUCGAGAACGAACUUAAUGCCUACAGGACAAAUUUGAUCAAGGAAAGCAUAAGAAUGGGAUACAACGAUUUUGGAGAUUUCUAUUAUGCUCAUGGUGCUCUUGGGGAUGCUUUUAAAAGUUAUGUUCGUACCCGUGAUUAUUGUACUACAUCAAAGCACAUUAUUCAUAUGUGCAUGAGUGCAAUUCUUGUUAGCAUCGAGAUGGGCCAAUUUACUCAUGUCACAAGCUAUGUCAGCAAAGCAGAGCAAACACCUGAGGCUCUUGACCCUAUUACAAUAGCAAAACUACGUUGUGCUGCUGGAUUAGCUCAUUUGGAGGCCAAGAAGUACAAGCUUGCUGCUCGGAAGUUCCUGGAAGUGGCUCCUGAAUUGGGAAAUUCUUACACUGAAGUUAUUGCACCUCAAGAUGUUGCAACAUAUGGAGGACUUUGUGCACUUGCAAGUUUUGAGCGGACAGAGCUGAAGAACAAAGUUAUAGACAAUCUCAACUUCCGCAAUUUCUUGGAGUUGGUACCUGAAGUGAGAGAGCUUAUUCAUGAUUUCUACUCAAGCCAUUAUGCUUCGUGUCUGGAUUACCUGGGAAAUCUCAAAGCAAACCUAUUGCUUGACAUUCAUUUGCAUGAUCAUGUUGAGACAUUAUACGAUCAAAUCCGUAACAAAGCACUCAUUCAAUAUACACACCCAUUUGUUUCUGUUGAUUUGAACAUGAUGGCCAAUGCUUUCAAAACAAGUGUUGCAGGGCUAGAGAAAGAACUUGAAGCCUUGAUUACUGACAAUCAAAUACAGGCACGGAUUGAUUCGCACAACAAAAUUCUUUAUGCGCGACAUGCAGAUCAAAGGAAUGCCACUUUUCAACGAGUUCUACAAACUGGAAGUGAAUUUGAUCGAGAUGUACGAGCAAUGCUGCUGAGGGCAAAUCUCAUCAAGCAUGAAUAUAAUCUUAGGGCUUCUAGGAAACUUUGAAUUUUUAAUUCAGCUGGGAGCUGUGGACAAUGAAGCAUGGCCCAGUUUGUUCAAUUAGGUUUCUUGAGCUGUCCAAGACGAGAAUUCAUCUUUUUGAAGCUUGAACUUUUAAUUCAAUUGGGAUGAUGAAGCACGGCCAACAUUUCUUGUUAAGGUUUCCUAAGUUGUCCAUGUAUUGCAUUUUGAAGAUUGCAGGAUGGGAAUACAGCAAAUGCCGAUGUUUUAGUUUUGUAUAUACUUGGAUUUAUUUAACAAGUUGGUUAUUAAUAUUUUUUUUUUCA